CCAUAUCUUACGUAUCAAUUGCCUAAACCCUAGCUUCGAAGUGUGACCAUAAUCUCUAUUUUGAAUUAUUUGACGUAGUCAAAGGAGAGAUUUAGAGCUUAGUGAAGAUGUCUAACGAAGAAACGAAGGAGGAGCAGGAGCUAGAUCUCACUUCUCCUGAAGUUGUUACCAAAUAUAAGACUGCCGCUGAGAUCGUCAACAAGGCGUUGCAGUUUGUAGUGUCGGAAUGCAAACCAAAGGCUAAGGUCGUAGAUAUAUGUGAGAAAGGCGAUGCCUUGAUCAGAGAGCAAUCUGGAAACAUGUACAAGAACGUGAAAAAGAAGAUCGAGAGGGGCAUUGCCUUCCCGACAUGCAUCUCCAUUAACAACACUGUUUGUCAUUUCUCCCCUCUCGCCAGUGAUGAGACGGUCCUGCAAGAAGGAGAUAUGUUGAAGAUUGAUAUGGGAUGUCACAUAGAUGGCUUCAUUGCUAUAGUUGCUCACACUCUGUCCUUCAAGAAGGGCCAGUGACUGGGUGGGCAGUGGAUGUCAUUGCAGCUGCCAGUACUGCUGCGGAAGUUGCUUUACGGCUUGUGAGACCAGGAAAAAAUGU
This is a messenger RNA of Telopea speciosissima, 591 nucleotides long. RefSeq names its product ERBB-3 BINDING PROTEIN 1-like. Bases 108 to 509 code for a protein of 133 amino acids. The transcript is spliced from 5 exons. NCBI's taxonomy places the organism in Eukaryota, Viridiplantae, Streptophyta, Magnoliopsida, Proteales, Proteaceae. The record is from RefSeq and is a predicted model, not a curated record.